GUAGUACUUAUGAAGUUGACUUGCAACAAGAAAACUCAACCAUACACAAUAUGAUUACUAUUUAUUAAAUCAAUUUAAAACUUCUUCAUUCUCCUCCCUAAAUUUUUUUCUUCUUCAAUUCCUCUUUCAAUUUGGUUUCCAGGUUUGAUUAUAUUGCUCAAAUUUAUAUAUCAUUAAUUUGGAGAGCUAUAAGAAAUGGAUUGCUCAAUCUGUACUACAAUGCCUUUCAUUUUAAGGCCUCCAAGGAACACCAUUUGUGCAGCUUGCUACGAAGGAGCAAGAAGCUUAAUAUCCUUGAUUAACAAAUUCGACGGCGAUAAUAAUAAUCAUAAAUGUAUUGAGAAAUCUGGAGGCAACAAUGUUAUUUCAUCUUCGAAUCCGUCUUGUAAGGGUUUCGCCAAUGUACUUAAAUGGGUGAAGGAAAUGAAGGAUAUUGAGGAGGAAGUAAAUGAUAAAAUGAGUUUUUUAGGUGAAUUUGAAGUUGCCUUCAGAGAUGAGAUUCAUACUGAUAUUCUUGUAAAGCCUGGAAACAACGGACCUCCUAUUCCUGCUCAUAGAGCAUUAUUGGCAGCAAAAUCAGAGAUUUUCAAGAACAUGUUGGACUCAGAUGGAUGCAAAGAAGCACCAAAUGAAGCCAUAACUCUUCCAGAACUGAAUCAUGAAGAGCUUGAAUCUCUCCUCAACUUCCUCUACUGUGGGAGCUUACCCAUUGACAAGGUCGAAAAGCACGUUUACUCACUUUCAGUAGCAGCUGAUAAAUAUGAGAUUCAUUUCCUACAUAAAUUUUGCGAGCGACAAAUGCUGAAUUCUCUAAGUUCAUCCAAUGCACUUGAUAUCCUUGAAAUUUCAGAUGUUUGUUCCAACUUAACAUUAAAAGAUACUGCCUUGAAUUUUAUUGUCAAAAACAUGGAGGAUAUAGUUUUUUCCUCUAAGUUUGAGGCCUUUGCUUUGAAGAAUCCACAUUUAAGUGUACAAAUUACUAGGGCUUCUUUAAUGGAUAUUAAAAAUAGGAGAAAUGCAAUGUAAAUCAGCAAAAAAAGGAACAAAGCUACUUUAAUUUAACCGACGAUAUUCUAUUAAAUGCUUUGCAUUGAAAUUAUAUUUUAUUCUAAUGAUUUGUAUAAAUAUGAGUAAUUAA
Messenger RNA from Beta vulgaris subsp. vulgaris (sugar beet), 1138 nucleotides. RefSeq names its product BTB/POZ domain-containing protein At3g56230. Bases 196 to 1026 code for a protein of 276 amino acids. Lineage: Eukaryota; Viridiplantae; Streptophyta; Magnoliopsida; Caryophyllales; Amaranthaceae. The transcript is spliced from 3 exons. The record is from RefSeq and is a predicted model, not a curated record. Gene Ontology annotation, molecular function: protein binding.